Molecule: messenger RNA, 1412 nt
Organism: Seriola aureovittata
Lineage: Eukaryota; Metazoa; Chordata; Actinopteri; Carangiformes; Carangidae
Gene: dnajc22
Product: DnaJ (Hsp40) homolog, subfamily C, member 22
Exons: 4
Coding region: 149-1168 (339 amino acids)
Biological process (GO): endocytosis
Cellular component (GO): plasma membrane; early endosome
Source: RefSeq, a predicted model, not a curated record
CCAACUGUUGCAACAACAUGCAGCACCUUCAACUACGGAAAGGACUGGAAAGGAUUUAUCGGGAUAAGGAUUUGAAAUUAUGGACUCAGUAAUGAUCAAGGAUGACUAAUACUUACCUGAACAGAGACUGAUCUACUGUGGCAAUAGGAUGGUAAAAAGUGUAAUGGUAGCCUAUGCCCUGUGGGCAAUAGGUGGACCCUGGGGCCUUCACCACUUAUACUUAGGAAGAGACAGCCAUGCUCUCCUAUGGAUGCUGACCCUGGGAGGGUUUGGGUUUGGCUGGGUCAGAGAGGUCAUACGUAUCCCUGCUUACGUUGGUGAGGCCAAUCGAGAUGCAGAGAAUGAGAGAAAAAGACCCCCCACCAUGGUCCCUCCACCUGUGAGCCCCCUCAGAUUUGCUGGUCAGGUAUGUGUUGGGAUCUACUUUGGCACCGUGGCUCUGAUAGGACUGAACUCCCUCAGUUUCUUCUACUUGAUUGUUCUGCCUUUAUGUGUGGGUGCAGGGGUACAUCUGGUGUCCAGUGUUGGUCAACAGACCUCUGACCUCCAAAAAACCUUGACUUCUUGUCUCAUGACAUCCCCAAUAUUCUAUGGCAGCACUUUGUCACUUCUCCCUAUUAGCCUGGCUGCCAGUGUCACUGCUGCACAGCACCGCAGGUUCAAACCGCCACGGACACCUCAGAGCAAACAGGAACUAGUUCCACGGCUUUACAGGCUCGGUCUAGCUUGGCUGGCCUUCUCUGCUCCACUGGGUUACUGUAUUUUCCAUAACACCACAGCCACACUGUACUACCUGUCUGACUGUCUAGCAGCACUGCUGGAUAUUUUCUGGUUCCUACCUUGGCUCAGAAGUGUGUUUGAGUACAUUCUUUUAAUGCCAUAUCGAAUCUUGUGUGUUCUUACUGGAGGGGGGUACUAUGAAGAGACUUGGAGGAAGGUGCUGGAAAUACUUCUCAAAGAGUACACUGAGAGAGAAAAACAGGCACUGCAGGUAUUGUCAUUAGAAACAGAGGCCUCUCUUGAAGAGAUAACUCGAAGCUAUAGGGAGCUGGCCAAGACAUGGCAUCCAGACCACAACCCGAGAAAGGAUGCUGAGGCAAUGUUUGUAAAGAUCCAAGAGGCUUAUGAGGUCCUACUACAACGGCACAGACCCCAUCGAUUCAAAUAGUUGCCUUUUAUUCCAUGCUGACAGGCCUGACUCUUGCAUUGUUUUUCAGUGAACGUUUUCUAUUGUUCAUGGAACAUAAACCAACUUGAAACUUGCAGAGUGUUGACAUUACCACUUGUUUAAAACAGGUUUCCACUUGUCAAACAGCAUUUUAACAGCCGUCUGAUUGGUUACUUGGCAGUUUGCUGCCACCUUGUGGUAAUACAGGUGUAAUAUCACCAUAAACUAUUGAUUACAACAAUUA